CGCACACUCAAAGUUACUGUACAUGCCUGGGAUUAUUCACUCUAUUAUCACUUAUUUUGUGGAACAUAUUACAAUAGAUACAACAAAAGAUACUCCUUUAGUUGCUGCAAUUAUCUAAAGUGCUAUUAGCUAGCUAACGUCGCUGUAUUUCAAACAACACAUUUUUUUCCUGCAGUUUCCCGACACAGAGCUAAAGUACUUUGAGUUCCCUGUCAGAUGUUCUUCCUGUCAGAGGAUAAGGUGUUUUUUCUCUGCUGCUGUGAUCAGUUGUACAAUAGCUGCAUCAAUAACUGACGGUGUCUUCAUGACAAUGUUUGUCUUUUGACCUUUGUCAAAUGCCAUUAUACUGUACAGCAUAAUGCCCGGCCGCUCUUUCACCUUCAACAUUCUCUGUUCUAUUAAUUAAAUAAUUAAUUAAUUCACUCCUCUAUCAACAGAACUAAAUUGGAAAACUAAAUAGAAUGAAUCCAUUAACCCUCCAGGGAUAAGAAUUUUAAAUAAAUAUGUAAAUCAUGCAUUAAUCAUGGGUUAAAAACAAAGUCAAGCAUUCAAAAAGAUUCACCAUCCACCUCCAAAGUGUUUUAGUUUUGAAUUAUAUGAAACUGGAUUAAAAAAACAUUUAAAUCCAGGUUUUGUAAAAUGUUAAUUGUAAGCAAAAUACUUUAAUGGUAGUGAAUUCUUUCCAAUCAUAAGGCAAGAAAAUGUUUGGUGUUUUUUAACCACUAUUUGUGUUGUCAAAUGUUCUAUUCAAACUUUAAGCACUUUAAAGUAGGGAUAAAAUAGUUACCAGUAUGGCAAGUGAUGCAGUCCACAUCAAAAACUAGACAAAAUUAGGAUAUUUUAGAAAUCAACAAAGUAAAAACAGAAGUAACAGUCUUAUUCAGGUGAAAAAUGACGUUAAAAUAGAAUAACCAACGACUCUGUUUUUAUCUUGUUUGUACUCAGACUGAUGGAAGUGAGAGACAGAAGGCCAGUGCAGUAAAACCAGGAGAUAUGAAAUGAAGCAGCAAAUUAGAAUCUGACCUUGUUCAUUUAAUUAUUCACCUUAGACAUUUUCCUAGUGUGACAUGUCAACCUGCACAGUGUGAUUAAAACACAAACUCAUAAUAACAGCACGAAAUGAAACAGCAACGUCCGGCUGUGCAACAAAGGCGAGAGAAGAGAAAGGGGACUGACAAAACUCAAACCUGCUCCCAGUACAAAUAAUGACGUUUGUGUGGAUUCAUUUGUAAUGGAACUGAAUAAGUAUUGAUGGUUGGAUAAUUGAAAUUGUGUCAAAAAAUUAAAAAGUUAUAAAAGUAAUAUACUGUAUAUGUGACUGGUGAUACAUAUCCUGGCAAAAUGGGCACAUCUUUCACUUUUUUGCCUUCAUCUGGUUAUAUUUACCAACUGACUCUCAAAAUAUGUAAAAUUAAGAAUCUCAGCAACUGUGGCAGGAAUUCAGUCCAAUACUAAAAAUGGCCUGAAGAUGGCUGCGAUGGGUGCAAAAAAAGAUGAGGUUAUUUAACAGUGAUGAACGAAAAUAAAUCUUAAUGUUCACUAUAUUACAGCAUUAAAACACAAUUUGUUGCUAUGGUAAUAGAAUGUUUUCUUUUUUUUUUCUUAGUAAAUUAUGAAAAGUACAUAAAUGAUGGUAAAACAAAACAUGUAUCCCCUCUCCUCUCCUGCAGGGGGUGCACUAAAUACAUAUAAAAGUCCACAAUAAUGUAAUAUUUAAAAAAAUAUUUAAAUAAGAUUCACAGUGACUCAUCCACAGCUACCCUAUGAUUAAUGGCAUUUAAACUUUUACUUGUUCAAAACACCUGUUGACCUGCCAGGUUUUCACAGUAUAUGACAUAAUACAGUCAGGCAAGGCCUUCCAAAACUACUCACAAUAGUCUUAUAUUGAAAGAAAUUCACAACAUAACAAUUUCUGAAGCACCGUGUGACCCUCUCAACAUGGGCUCGCUGUUUGACAUUGGCAGCAGCCCAAUGUGAAAAAGUUACCACUUUACUACAGAGCAUUCACGGAAAUUUCCAUUUAAGGUGAUUUUCUUUGAACUUAUUUAAACUAAGCGAAACCAUUUUCUGAAUGGAUGCGAGUUUGCUUUUUUUUUCACUACUUUUUACUUCACCAAGGUCGCUGCAUUCUUUAACAAAUAUGUUAAAAUCAUCAGGGGUCAAAUGGACCAUCACUCCUAAUUUGAGGGUUCUUGGUCUCUUGUUAAUGUUUACGCAGGUUUGUCUUUACAACAGUAAUCAAUGCUUCUUCAAAGGGUUCACAGACAGGGUCGGGUUAACAUUAGACCACACUGUGCCUUUAGGGAAAUAAUCAUUAAAAACCACAGGCAGAAAAGAGGUCAUUCUGACACAAGAGGUAGAAGAAAACUAUUCAAGUUAAAAAAUAAUCAACAUAUAAUAAUUUAUUCUACAUUUAUAAUUUGGAAUCCAGUAAAUGUGUCUCCUGCAAUGUGUGUUUCAACCUAUUUAUCAUUCUAAUUUAAAUAUCACUCCAAUAAUCUGACACACUCUAAAGACCAUUAGAGCCGUGAAAAUAGUUUGAUUUGUGAAUAUAAUUUACAUCUUCUUAUGCAUUUGUGAUUCCAGAGUAAAUCAUCCUGCAGGAAUUAUUAUUCCUCAACGUGCGUGUUCACCAGGCCCCGGCACUGAGUUCAUUUUCCCACAGGAACAUGAUAGACACAUUCAUUACCACCCACAUCUAUCUGCAUAUGACUGUAAUGAAAACAGAACAAAUAAAAUUAAAUGCUGUCAUAUAUAAUAUCCACUUUGAAUGAAUUGCUGCUAGAGACGUCUGGGGUGAAAUGCUGUCUCUGGAGAAACUGUCUCUCAGAACCACGCAGCCUGAUUGAAGUGCAUUCUACUGUGCCAGCAAGAGUUUAAUGAAUCCCUCACAGGGGAAAUCCUACAAAUUAUUCCAUCAACAUAAUCAAUAACUCUACAGCCUCUAAGUGCAUGUAUGCCCUCCAUGUUGCAUGCAGCGAGGCAGACAGGUCAUUCAAAUCCACCACCGAGACCCAGACGGGAAUAAAUAAAGUCCAGCAGCCGUGUAUAAUGAAAUACAGCAUGCACUGACAUUUCAGCAGCAGGCACAUUGUUUGCUUAAGGCAAAAGCAGACAAGUGUGCGGUUUACGUAGGUUGUGGUGGAAAACCAAAUGGAUGAAUGGGUCUGGCCAGCAUUGUUCUUUUUUUAAAUAACCAUAAAAAUAUUUGACAUCUAGGAGUUGGUGCGAACACAUCCAGAAUGACGACAAGUUCCUCUUCUUUGGUAAUGUUCCUUAAAUAUGUUGCAUUUCCUGCAUACAGUAACUAUUACAUCAGCCGACUUCCUGCAAUUCUGUUUUGGUAUUUCUAUCUCACUGCAAUUCUACAGCUUUCCUGUCAAAAAAACAAACAACAGUUCCGUUGACAAAUGUGGUUAUGUCAAGUAAAAAUGACAAUUGGUACAGAAUAUAAAUCUCCCUCCACUGCAGACGGGGCCAAAGUUUAAAAAGUGAAUCUGCUGAAGCAGGGGCUCAAGGGUCCGUCAGGGAGGCACAUUCUGGCUGAGCAGAAAAAAAAACCAACCAUCUUCCGAUAUUAUUGCCCUUCCUGCUCCACACACCUCCACGUUGUUCCUGACUGUGACAGGAGCUUCCACUGACAGAUUUAAAUGACAGCAAAACAUUUAGAGAUGACAGGAAAAUUGAGGUAAAGGAUCUUAAACCUUGCUUUGAGAUCCAAAAAAUAAAUAAAUAAAAUUGUAUGCACAUACUGAAUAGCGAUUUAAAUUGUAAUCCUGUGCAAAAAUCUUGGUGGGAUUAACAUUUCUAGUCUUAUAAAUUAAGAGAUUAAUCCACAAAUAAUUGUAACUUAUUAACAUGUAUACACAGAAAUUAAUCAAAAUCGUUAAACAUGAAAUUAUGCUGUUAUGUAAUAUCAAUAAUAAGUCUUACGUUAAGGAAAUAAUUUUAAAAGAAAUACUAGACUUUUCCCAACACUAAAAAAAUUGAAAGAUGAUUUUGGUACAAGAGUAAAAUUAAUUGAAUAGAGUGAAGUAAAAAUAUGAAUAAAAAAAGUAACAAACUUCCUUUAAACAAAGGGUUUUUCCCACUCAAAUGUCCCAUUGAAAAGAUUCUCGAGUAUUUGUCGUGGGCUGGGAAACGCUCUUUAAUGAAUGGGAUGACACGGCUACUAUCGGAGUGUCCUGACAGAGGACAGCUGCAUCCUGAGAGGCUGUAGUAGAGGAUGUAGUGAAAGAUGUGUAGUGCGUACAUCUGCUCUGAAAGGAAUCUCCACUGCACCGUUCUUCACAGUGGCUGGCCACAGUCGGGGGGGGAGUGGCUCAAAAAGCCCAGUUAGCUAAUCAGAGAGGCCAUGGGCAGCUCAAACAAGUGGCCUGAUGAAAGGCGAGCACAUGCAGUCUGACACACUAACCCAUGAGAAUAAAACACUACCUCUGAUUCCUGAUGGCUCUUAUUCCUGCUACAACAGGGAGACAACACAACACCUCUGCACAACAUUAAGAGCACUGUUCCUGGAUGCUGCUGGGAGAGGAUGCUCAAUCUCUGAGGGGACUUUUAGACUAACUUGGAAACCUAAGGAGACACAAUUUGAAAAUACUUUUCUUUUUUUAUUUAAUUUGAUUUAUACAUUUCUAAAUGAGGAUGGUGAAAGUAGAACUUUUAGUUUUAGCUUUCUCUCUUGCCCUGUGGACUGGACACAGUUCAGGUGCUAAGAUGCAGUACCAGAUCCAGAAUGGUCCGUGCAGCUACACCUUCCUGCUGCCUGAGCAGGACAACUGCCAAAGUCAGAGCAGCGGCUACAACUACCCCGUACAGAGAGAUGGACCCGUGGACCAGGAUGAGUCAACGCAGAGGUUGGAACAACUGGAGAUCAUUAUGGAGAACAACACACAGUGGCUGCUCAAGCUACAGACCUACAUACAGGACAGCAUGAAGCAGGAUAUGGUCCAGCUCCAGCAGACAGCUGUACACAACCACACAGCAACAAUGAUUGAAAUUGGCACAAACCUGCUGAGUCAAACUGCCGAGCAAACAAGGAAACUGACCAACGUCGAAGCACAGGUAAUUAAUCACACAACCAGACUGGAACGGCAGCUUCUGGAGAAUUCCCUUUCAACCACCAAGUUGGAAAAACAACUUAUCGUCCAAUCAAAUGAAAUUAACAAGCUGAGUGACAAAAACAGCUUCUUGGAGAAAAAGGUGGAGGAGAUAGAGAAGCAUCGACAGGGGGAGCUGAUGGUGUUUAAAGAGGAGAAGGAGCAGCUCCAGACUCUGAUACGGAAGCAGACGGCUAUCAUAUGCGAGUUGGAGCAGCAGCUGCUCAAGGUCUCCUCCAACAAUAGUGUCCUACAGCGUCAGCAGCAAAAACUACUGGACACCGUCAACAGCCUCAUUGAGAGCAUCUCUGGUGGCGCAGCUCCCAUGACCAAAUCAGCCAUGAUGCAGGACAAUCCCACCACCUUCAUGGACUGUGCUGCUGUCUACAAGUCAGGAAACACCCAAAGUGGAGUCUACACACUCACACUGCCCAACACUACAGUGGAAGUCAAGGCUUUCUGUGACAUGGAGACAGAAGGAGGAGGCUGGACAGUUCUACAAAAACGCUUUGACGGUCAUGUUGACUUUCACCGUACGUGGCAAGAGUAUAAAAAGGGAUUUGGAGAACCUUCUGGUGAAUUCUGGUUGGGAAAUGAAUUUAUCUCCAGACUCUCGCGACAAAAGUCCUAUAAACUGAGAAUCCAGCUCAGUGACUGGGAUGGAAACUCUGGCUUUUCACAGUAUGACCAGUUUUCAGUAGAAGAUGAAGCACAGAAUUACAGGAUACACCUUAAAGGCUACAGUGGAACAGCAGGCAAAACAAGCAGCAUCGGGCAGCCAGGAAGUGAUUUUAGCACAAAGGAUGCAGACAAUGACAAGUGUGUUUGCAAAUGCUCGCAACUGUCAAGUGGAGGUUGGUGGUUUGAUGCCUGUGGUCCCUCAAAUUUGAAUGGAAUGUAUUACCAGCGAGGCCAAAACUCAAAUCGCUUCAACGGAAUCAAAUGGUACUACUGGAAAGGCUCAGGCUACUCCCUCAAGUCCACUACGAUGAUGAUGAGACCAGCAGACUUCAAGCGUUCUCUGUAACAACCGUCAGGAAACUGACAAAAGCUUAAAAGCAAAACAACUUCAAUGACCCAAAGCACAACAUUAUACCACACAUGUCAAUACAUACUCAAAAGGGUUUGAAUGGGUUUUUCAAAACAAUUAUUUUUAAAGUAACAUUAACAUAUACUGAUGAUACCAAGCUGUUGGAAGUACCUUGAUUUAACAAGUGACAAGUGAUUUCUCAUCAGGAGAGACUAAAGAAAAAAAUAUAUGUAUGUAGUAUUGGACCAUCCUUGUUAUUUAUUGCAAUAAAUCACAGCAGUAAAUGUAAUUAUUCAGAAAGGAGACUAUGGUACAGCAUGGAGAGAAAGAACUGCUCAAAAGUAAAACUUAAUGACAAAAUGUAAAUGUCAAUGUAAAAAGGCCACAAAAUUGUUACUAUUUUUUUUCUCCAGAGAGUAUAAUGUAUGUAAAUGUGUUGUUUAAUUUAUAAGUAGAUUUUGAGAUUAAUAUUUAACAUUAUCAUUGUUCUGAUGGGCAGACAGUGGAUGUAUUUUUGCGCUUUUCUGUUUUUAGGAUUUUUAUUCAUGCUUGCAUCAUUUAUCCAAAUGUCCUUGAGUGCGAGUGUGUAUUUCUUUUUUCUUUCUUUUUUUUUUUACAAUACAGAGUUUGUGUACUGACUGUUACUAGAACAUUACGUGGACACACAGAUCAACAUUGGGAUUAUUAGGUGUACAGUCAGUUUCAUUCUGCAGAAUAAAAAGAAAUUCACAGUUAAUGUUAAUUGUCUAUUUUUAUAACUUGUUUUUCCUGGAUGUAUUCAGACGAGAGAAGAAUGGAAAACCACAAUGAGAUCAAAUAUUAUCUGGUUCAACAGAAGCCAUUACACAGCCAAGGACACAGAUAGACACAUGUCCGCAGUAGGACAGUAGUCUGUUCUUUGCUGCGUUAGAAAAGGAUGAUGACUCAUGAACGAAGAGAUGGGGAAGAAGCAUUUAAAUUUACAUUUAAGUUCCAUAUAUUUUAGUUCAGAGAAAACUGGCAGACAGAAAACUGAAUGACUUUUCUGUUCUUAGUAAAAGUUAAUCUUUGUCAGAAUGCAAUAAGGAUGAUAAUGAUUUACUGCAAGUCAGCUAAAGACCAUAGAUAAUACACCUCGGAGGAAAAAAAUCAAAAAUUCAGCAGAAAAAAACAAGGCUGAAUUUAGU
Messenger RNA from Cynoglossus semilaevis (tongue sole), 7295 nucleotides. It is a transcript of the gene angpt2a, whose product is annotated as angiopoietin 2a. Lineage: Eukaryota; Metazoa; Chordata; Actinopteri; Pleuronectiformes; Cynoglossidae. The record is from RefSeq and is a predicted model, not a curated record. Bases 4639 to 6126 code for a protein of 495 amino acids. The transcript has 9 exons. Gene Ontology annotation, biological process: blood coagulation.